ACACACACACACACACACACACACACAUUCAUUCUCUCUAUACACACAAAUGCAUGUAUAACUUUCACACUCUACACAGUACUAUACGCGUCUCUCUCUAAAUCGCUCUUUAAUUUCCACUCUCUCUGUCUGCAGUCUCUGCAGCAGCAUCAGUGUGUGUGUGUGCGCCCAGCUUGCUAGCUCCAUCAACAAAGUACCGUACAUGUGUAUGUGAAUGAUCAUCCAAACAAGUCAAAGACCGAGUAACAGCUGAUUCAACAGUUCAUUUUCAAUCUCUCUGUAAAGUUUCGCCGUCAGCUGAACCAGCGAGUCAACUCAGUGAGUCGGAAACUUCAUCAUUCACUCGGAAUCGAAGCAUAUAGCAGUAAUGAGCUCAGAGUCAUCCAGAAGAUGUUUAUGUAUUAUUGCAUUGAUUUUUUUAGGCAGACUUAUUGAUCCCAAUUUUAUGGCGGAAGCAAAUUCAGCUGUUACUGGAAACACAAAUUUUGGUGUUCAUCGUAAGCUUCUUCAUAAUCAAGGGAAUGAAGUGGAAACAAACCGGAUAUGGGGUGACAAGUGUUCAAAAUCAGAUAUAGUUAUAAAUCAAGGACCCACAGCACCUCUACCAAGUGGAAUACCCACUUACACAGUGGAGAUCAUGAACGUCUGUGUUACGGGCUGUGACAUCUCCAGUAUUCAUCUGAAAUGUGGCUGGUUCAGCUCUGCUCGCCUUAUUAAUCCUCGCAUUUUCAAGCGUCUACGUUUUGAUGAUUGUCUGGUCAAUGAUGGAAAGCCUCUUAUUAAUGGCCAUACUAUAUCCUUCCAGUAUGCCAAUACUUAUCCAUACCCACUCACUGUUUCCUCCGUUAUCUGCUGAUACUUACUAUACCUGCUGCUUCUAAUAUACACUCUUUCAUAACACUGAUUUAACAGAGCUGUGAUAGUCUUUAGGGGGAUUCCUAUGCUCUCUUUUUUCUUGGGCUUUAGAAGAUUGCGAACCACCACUUGGAAGGACAUGUGGCACUGCAGACUAAUAGGGGAGAAGUAUGAAAAUAUUGUUCCUAAUACUAUAGGACAUCUUGUUUUGGGAUAGGUUGUUGACAUUUUGUGCAUAUCAGAAUGACUAACUGAGGAAAGCAUAGAGCAGCUUUAGUUUUUGGGUAAUGAAUGUAAAGCAUGCAAUUUAUGUGAGUAUCUCUCUUUAUUUGAAGCAGCGCGCCUGCGCAGAAAGAAUGCUUCGAAAUUUCACUUCAUUUUGUUUGACAACUACACUUGGGAGUACACCAUUUAUUUUCAAUGUUUCGCUCGUAUUCUUUGAUAACAAUAUCCAAGGUAUAGGAUUAAGACAGUCGAUUAAAUCAACAAGGCUUAAACUUACACACGUUGCUCCUC
Messenger RNA from Capsicum annuum, 1371 nucleotides. RefSeq names its product TPD1 protein homolog 1-like. The coding region runs from base 368 to 856 and encodes 162 amino acids. NCBI's taxonomy places the organism in Eukaryota, Viridiplantae, Streptophyta, Magnoliopsida, Solanales, Solanaceae. The transcript is spliced from 4 exons. The record is from RefSeq and is a predicted model, not a curated record. Gene Ontology annotation, biological process: cell fate determination.